GUCUGAAAUUCAUGGUUUAAAAACUGAUCCCAACAAACAGCAAGCCAGCAUAGAAGAAUUGUCCUGGAGGACGACGGCACAGGACACAGAGACUUGGGCAAAGAACAGGGAAUAAUGGAGAGGGCUGUUCUCAUGAUCAGUCUGUUCUUUUGGGGUAUUGCCAACACAGAAGCUGCGGUAACUUGUAAAAACCAGAAGAAUGAUGAUGUAGACUGGUAUAUUCUAUACAAGGCACCCAGAGUCAGAAAUGUUAAAGACAAGAGGAUAGUUGGAACUGGUUUGGAAUAUCGCUACAUUGAUUCAAGUGGGAGUGCUGUUGUGGACGGUACCGUGAUUAACGACGCUGAUGGUAUCCUGGCAAACACACUGCGGCCCCUUUUUACACCCAUUAGAAAAAUGUCAAGCAAUAUUGGAUUCAUCAGUUACAGCGACCAACCUCCAGGAUGUAGCGCAAAGGACACGUUUGGCCACAGCAAAGGGGUCCUGGUGGUGGACAAAACCAGCACUGGUGUGUGGCUCUUGCACAGCACUCCACAAUUUCCUUAUAGAAGAGAUCAAAAUCAUUUCUGGCCCCCCAGUGGGCAUGAAAAUGCCCAGACAUUCAUCUGUGUGACAUUCAAAUACGACAUGUUCAAGAAAAUAGGUGAACAUCUGCAGUAUAUUAGAGCUUUUCCAUUUGAACAUGACAUUCCAGAGGAGUUUCAUCAAGAACUUAAAGAUGCUGUGAAUUGGGAAGUAAAAACAGCACCCAAUAAUUUUGUUGUCAUGACAUCAGAUGGAGGAAGAAACUUUCAUGCCGCUGCUAAAUCCCGGUUUGAUGGAGACACAGCUAAAGAUGGUGAUCUGUACGUUGCCAUUGCACAACUACUUGGUAGUGAUCUUGACGUCCACACUUGGCGCUGUGAAGAAGACCCAGACGGCCCCUAUUGUGGAGGCCUCCAUAAAGUCCUGAAUAUCCAAACUGUCAUAAGUCCCGGGGGCAGCUGGGAAGGCCCGGAUCACUCAAAGUGGUGUGUGGCCGAAACUGACUGGGCCUGCAUCGGAGACCUCAACAGAGCCCACACACAGUACAAGAGGCCUGGGGGUGCUCUGUGCAUUCAAAAUCAAGAUGUAAACACGUUUUUCCGUGCAUUUGUUGGUAAAACUUCGGACUGCAAUGAUGACUUUACGAAUGUGGACUGCAACCGCAAGAGAAAAGGUCUAUGUCUUGUUGAAGACAUUGGUACAUUUAUUGGUUAAUACAUUUUCAGUGACCCCUCACCUCAUUCUUUCCCCUCUGGUCUUGUUAAUUGGUUAAAUGGUCUUGUUAAUCUCACCUGUGACCCAUAUUGAUCCAUCUCUGACCAUCCCCCUGCUUUCCUUUUACAACUCGACCACUGCAUUUUGGAGAUCAUGUUGCAGCGUGCACAGAUAGGGGUGAGAUGAUGCUGCAGCACUUGCCCCUUUGCAAAAAAAUGCCUUUUUGAAAGUUCUUUUUUUUUUUUUUACAUGGUCAUCUACAAAUGCUUGACAAUAAAAUGUAUGUGAUAAUAA
Engraulis encrasicolus (European anchovy) is the source of this 1533-nucleotide messenger RNA. RefSeq names its product deoxyribonuclease-2-alpha-like. The coding region runs from base 115 to 1239 and encodes 374 amino acids. The transcript is spliced from 7 exons. Gene Ontology annotation, biological process: apoptotic DNA fragmentation. Gene Ontology annotation, molecular function: deoxyribonuclease II activity. The record is from RefSeq and is a predicted model, not a curated record. NCBI's taxonomy places the organism in Eukaryota, Metazoa, Chordata, Actinopteri, Clupeiformes, Engraulidae.